Messenger RNA from Sycon ciliatum, 6426 nucleotides. RefSeq names its product myosin heavy chain, non-muscle-like. The coding region runs from base 432 to 6023 and encodes 1863 amino acids. Lineage: Eukaryota; Metazoa; Porifera; Calcarea; Leucosolenida; Sycettidae. Gene Ontology annotation, molecular function: calcium ion binding. Gene Ontology annotation, biological process: microtubule anchoring at centrosome. The record is from RefSeq and is a predicted model, not a curated record. The transcript is spliced from 25 exons. Gene Ontology annotation, cellular component: centrosome.
UCUCGUGUUGAAUUUUCAGAAUCAACAGCAGCUACAAGUAUUACUAUUAGGUAUAACUUCAUGAGAGAUCAGUGAAAUACCUGCAUUUUGUGGUGAAGCGAGGAGUAUUCUGAACGCCGAAGAGAGCAGCGUAAUACGAGAUCAUCAUGCAAUAAUAGUUGCUCUCUUGGCUGGAAUGAGCGGGUCAUGUAGGAUGUUGUUCUCCCCCUCCCACGGUAAUGAAUGAUGGCAAGUGUUGAGGCACGUUUGAAUUUGCAGCAGACUGCUAAUUGAUUCAAAAAGACACUGAUUGUAUUGGAGAGUAGUUUCCGGAGUAUUAGCUGUACUGUGUACAGAACCACCAUCUAAGGACCAGAGUUCUGCACGGUCCCCUGUAGACUGAGAUUACUAGUAUCCUCCACCAGGACAGCGCAUACGAGCAGACGGUGAUCAUGGACGGCGCAGGCUUGGCGCUGCUGGACGAGACCAGCCUGAGGGGCAUCUUCGCCUCGCUGGACACGAACUCGCUGGGCUAUCUGGUACAGGACGAUCUGGCUAUCAUGUGCGAGCAGAUGCAGGUCGAUCCGGGCCAGGUGGAGUUUCUCAUGCAGCUGCUGGACCGCGACGGGGACGGUCAGAUCACUUUCGAUGAUUUCUGCGCUGGAUUUGGUCGGGCGACUAAAGAACAGCUUGUGGCGCUAUCUCCGUCACCACGUCGUCGAGGCACGACUCCAGAACCGGCUGCUGGUGUUGCUGGCAAGGCACGGGAAGAUGUUGUGUCACCGCUAGCACGCACUCCAUCCGACAACAGCCAGGGGAAGCCGGCCGACAUGGACCAUCCUGGCGACUUGCGUCUACGCAAGGGCCACGGUCGUGUUCCGUCAGUGACGCUCACCGAUUCCGACAUCAACGAAGGAGAGGAGGACGGCAGAGAAGCGCAACGGCAUGAUAGCCGCACUCUGUUCGACCCCGACGACGCGGACUCCAUACCUCCGACAAUGCCUGGCUCGGAUACCGCCACCACUGCCGCCCAGUCGCCUGGGCAUCCCGGUGGUGAGUUUCGCCUGGUGAGCGGCCUGGAGGCGGAUGGUGCUUCUGAUAACAACACACCAGCAGGCAGUGAACGACCAACACCUGAUGGAGCGGUGGACAGUGAUGACAACAACCCGAAACCGCCGACGAACAACAAGGACUCGAAGCCAGAUGGUGUCGAAGUCGAGCCUAAGUUCACUCUAAACCUGAAGCGUUUUGGCCGUCGCUCGCGGCCUCUAAGCGUCGUCGUGCCAAACCAGUAUGAGGACGACGAUGAAGACGACAUGUUCGGCAGCGCGACGCCCGACGCAGAUUCUCCGACGGACCUGCGCUCGCCGACCCGUGGCAAGCGGCAGCACUACCUGGAUGGAUUUCCGCAAGAUGACCUGCGAGAGCACCCACGAACUCCAACAGGUACGCACGAGAAUCUCCGGCACACGGUCAUGGCCAAGCGUAUCGGCCUGCACAGCAUCGCCGAGGCACUGAACGAACACCACCAGUCCUACUCGCCAAGCGGACCGGAGUCGCGCAGCCCGCUGAUGGCCAGCACGCCCACCACCGGGCGCAAGAUGUUCCGCACCAUGUCUCCGCUGACUCGGCAAACGGACGGGCAGGAGCUCUUUGAAACCGCGGGACCACUGUCUCCAGUUACAGAACUGUCGCAAGAAGAUGCCAGCGCUUUUCUGGAGGAGCAAGUGCGCAGUGUGCUGGAGGAAUGCAACAUCAGCCCCGGCCGUGCCAUAGACAAGAAAGACUUCAGCCUGGUCUGCAGGCAGCUGAACAUGGAAAUAGCUGAGGAACAGGUGGAUGAGCUCUUUGAACAGCUGGAUAAAACUGGCGAAGGUCUUAUCAGUCUGGAGGGCUUUGUCGAGGGUGUGUCAACCAGCUUCAACGCUAGUCCACUGCACGACAAGGAUCACUCGGCUGGGAGAUCCUGGUCUCAGCGUCGCAGUCCUGCCGCUGGCGGUGACCUGGCCUUCACGCCGUUCAACGGCAAAACGUCCACCAAUCGACGCAGUGUGCAGCAGCGGCCUGGCACACCCAUGCAGCGUAGCAACUCUACUAAUCGCGUCAGUACACCUGUUGUGCCAUUCAGCUACAAGAGAGAACUGUUCCCGGUGCUCACACAGCUUCUAGAGGCUGAUGAAGCUGGGAUGGUAAAGAUUGACACCAUCUACAAAGUCUGGCAGGAGCAGAAUCUGGAUAUGGAAGACGAAGAGUCGAAUGCUAUAAAGUUUCUAUCUUCACUGGAGAUGAACACCAACGGAACAGUGGAUGUCAACCAUCUGACGUCGCGUUUAGAGAGUGCUCUGGAGAAUGACGAGCUCACAGCCAAUGCCACAGGCAAUCGUUACCUGGCAUUGCACUUCAUUCACGAAGAGAUUCACGCGCUCAGGCUGCAGCACCAUCAAGGCGAGCUCGAGACGCAGAAGGCACGUAAUGACCUUGCACGCAUUCAGGAGGAGCACAAUCGACUUGUCACAGAGGGCGAUGACCUGGUGGAGCUGCAGUCCAAGCGACACGAGCUGCGCUUAAAGGAGGCUGAGGGGAAGUUCUCUGAGAAGAUCGCUGCUCACGACAGGGAGCUGCGCACGAUGCAAGACAGGCUGUCCAAGGAGGAGAGCCUGCAGCGUCAGCGCCUGGAGCAGGCGCUGGAAGACAUGCAGAGCGAGGAGAAGAUGCUCAGAGCGGAGCUGAAAGAAAAGCAAGAGCAAUUGGAUGAGUACGAGGCUGACGUUGCCGAGGCCAACAGCAAUGUGCACCUGUGGAAGAGUCAGUGUGCAAAGCUGAAAGAAGACCUCGAUGCUCAGCGGGUUGAAGCGUUACAGCUGUUGCAACGGGAAAGUGACGACAAGGCCUUCCAGGAACAACUGGAAAUGGAGAUUGCCAAGCGCAUGGAGACGGAGAGAGCGGCACAGAAGGCACUGCAAGAUCAGUAUGACGAGAUGAAAGCUGACAGGGAUUUCCUCCGCCACCAGCUAACCAUCUCGCAGAAGAAGAGCGGAAAGCGCCUAUCCGGAAAACACUCCAGUUCCCGCCUGAAAACGCAGGAUGUGCGAGUGAAAGCGUCGCCGCGUGUCGGACGUCGCACGUCGGCCCGAACUCCAACGACCAACCGUCGCUCUGUGAACCUGGAUCAGCAGCCGACGCGGCCCGGCGCCCUGGACUUCAGCGAGCCAUCUGACCAGGAGGACACGAUGGAUGCCGAUCUGAUGUCGCCAAUGGACAUGAGCCUCAUGGACGAGUUGAACACGGACACAAAAACUCCAGUCGAUGAAGAGAAGCUGGAGCUGAUCGGCAAGUGCGCGUCACUAGAGCGCGAGAAACUGGAACUGGCAGAUAGCAACCGCCGCAAUGAAGAGAAGUGUGAAAAGCUGGCGGAGGAGCUUGACACAGCAGCUUCUGCUCAGGCACAGGCCGAGAAGGAGGCGAACAACCUUCAGCUGGCCAUGAAGGCAAUUGAUAUGCAAAAGACCCAGCUACUGGCGGUAAAGGAACAGCUCUCAAGCUCACUGGAAGAGACUGAGGCGCAGUUGAUAACGUCUCGUCACAACUGCCGGGAAACGGAAGACCGUGUGGUGCAGCUCUCCACCGAGCACAGCACACUCUGUGAGCAGCUACAGCAGGCACGUGAUGAGAGUACCCUACAUCAGCAACAGACAGCUGAGGUCCGGGAACAGAUAACUGUCCUUGAGGGCCAGCUUUCCGGAGCAACUGCUAAGCUUCAGGAGACCCAGACACAGCUCGAAGAGGCAAGCACAGCCAAGGAAACGCUGGAAGUCCAGGUGGUGGACAUCACGACACAGCUGGAUGGUGCGGUGAAAAGACGAGCUGAACUGGAAGAAACGAUGAAGCUGUCUGACUCUGGUCUGCGAACUGAACUGGCCGAGUACCAGCGCACCAGUGCCGAAGAGCGUGACACGUUCACCAGCACAAUCGAGCGGCUACAGGAGCGGCUUGACGAGGAAAUGGAGGGGCGACAGACCGCACAGGCAGCGCUGAAGGACAGCACGUCGGAGCGCGAGGACAUUCAGCUAGCCAACGAAGCUCUCACCCAGAACAUUGACCUUCUGGCAACGGAAAAGGCGGACGCUUUCAAGCAGUUGGACGUAGUGCGUGCGGAGUGUGAGAGUGUCACCACCGAGAAAGCCGAGCUGAUCCAAAAGGUACAGGAGAGCAGCAAUACCCUGGAGGAGAUGAGUGACCAAGUGAAGAAGCUGAGUGACGAAAAAGAACAGCUGAAAGAGGCCGUCGUUGAAGCAAAGCGUAAUGAGCGCGAUGAGGGAGACAGGCGACUCCAGGAAGCGCUGGCAUCCGCUCGGGAUACCUGGGAAGAAACAUUCCGUGAGCUGACUGCAAAGUACGACACUGCACAGUCGCAGCAGCAGGAUGCCGAGCUGCGCGCCGGGGAAAUGUCGAGCCGAGUGACUGAACUGGAACGGCGGCAGUCCGUCUUGUCGGAGGACGCGGACAAUGCACUCAAGCAGCUGCAGCAGGCACAGGACGAGUACGAGACCAUGGAGACGCAGCUUCAAGAGUCUCGGAGCCAACUCACUGCCGCCGAGGAGCAAGCUGAGCUACUCAAAGCGACAGCCAGCAGCCAAACGAAGGAAAUUCUUGAAGAGUGGGAGCAAAAGCGAGCGGACCUUGAACAGCAGCUACGCAGCGCAGAGGAGCAGUCGCAGGCAGUGGAAGGCGAACUCAGCGACGCUCGUGCCACAGCAGACCGCUUGCAGGAAAGCUUGACCGUGGAGCAGGCGAAGCUUGAGGAGGCAGUGUCCGAGAUUGCACAACACAAGACUGUUCAGGCGGAGAGCGUCGCCGCACACACAUUGGCUCUGCAGCAACUCCAAGAACAGCUGGAUCGGAAUAGAGCCGGUGCUGAUAGCCUCCAGGCAACAGUUGUGUCACUAAGAGCUGAGCUCACCAGUGCUCAAACAGCUGCUGCAGAUAUGCAGGCUGAUCACGCAGCUCUGCAGGCGACUGUUGAGCAGCUCAGAGCCUCGAAUCUGGCCAGUAGUGAGAGGCUGAAUGCUGACCUGGAGGCAACUGUGACGUCACUGACAGCAGAGCUCACCAAUGCUAAGGCAACUGCAGCUGAUAUGCAGUCCCAGCACACAGCUCUCCAGCAAACUGCUGAGCAGCUCAGAGCCUCCAAUAUUGCCGACAUUGAGAGGCUGAACGAGAGCCUAUCCGAGCAGUGCGAGGCGGUUAGAACGGCUACGAAAGAGGAGUGCGAACGCGAUGCGGCAGAGCGACUGGAACGACAAUCGGCAAUGCACUCGGCCGAACUGCUGGCAGCUACCAAGGCACGGGCCGACGAGGUAGAGCAGCUGAAGGACGAGAUGGCUACCUUGCAGGCUCAGCUUGUUGCACAGUCUGCAAAGCUCAAGCUGCAGGCCAAACAGAAGGACAGCGAGGCGCUCAUUGUCGAUCUUCACUCUCAGGUCAAGGAUCUGGAAACACAGGUGACAAGCGAGAAGAAGCAGAGGACAAAGAUUCAUGAGGAGUUGCGCGGCGCGAUCUCGGACAACACACGUCUCACCCUGGAGAUGACACAGCUGCAGAGCGAGCUCCAAGAGCAGGCUGAAAGACAAGUGCACCAGCAGCAGCGGAAAGCAGAGGUGGAUCAGCUCGAGCGGCGCAACCGCACUCUCAGCGAGAACGCCGACAGGCAGCAGCAUGAGAUUGCUCACCUGCGCGAGGAGCUGCGUGGCGCGGAGCACCUGCGGCAGUUGAACAAUAGCAACGAGGAGAGAUGGCUGGCUGAGAAGAACGUGCUGCUCAACAUCAUUCAGCAGCUGGUGGACACGAUCACAGUGGAACCUGCUUCCUCUACUACAACCAGCAGCAUGCUGCGCUCACCAAGACACACCGCUAUGGCUACAACCAGCGCCAGGAAAACACCACCGCCGGUUGCCAGCAGAACAGUGAAGCCCCGGCAAACCACGCAGACGACCCCUACAGGCGGCAUGUGGUCCAGGCCAAGGCCAAACUAUUACAACGCCUGAAAGAUUGAUUGUGAAAGAUUCAGGCGAAGCGAACAGAUAGACAGCGGACUUGCGGGGCAUACGCUACCCCGUUCUCACGUGGAGCGAGUGAUGCAACACCUUUUUUGAGUGUCCUGCUUCAUAAUAGUUUCCCUAACAAAACUGUAUGUAUAAACCACACACAAUGCAAGGCAGUGUAAGCAUUGUUUGUGCACAAAUGCUGAUUGAGAAAAGUGCUAGAUUGAAAAUAAUACCCAUAAUCACGACGUACAUUGAGUACAUACUGCAUAGCAAAUGAUAUUUUUAUGAGCAUAUGCUGCCGUGAGAAUUUUACAUGAAAUUAUAUACGACAUGUAUUUCGUUUAGUAUGUCAAGAUGGUACCGGGUACGCAUACAGGUGAGUAACAAGAAGUCACAACAGGUA